GGCCGGGCGCUUUCUCGCAGCCUCUGCAGCAGCCGAUCUGUCUGCCCAGCGGCGCUCCCACUCCUAGACUUUGUUCCUGUUUCCUCCCGCGCUGCUCGCCAAAGGCAUCGGUUACCAUGGUGAAGGAGAAAGUGGCCCACCCUCAAGACCCUCACCACCCGUCAGAGAAGCCUGUCAUUCACUGCCAUAAAUGUGGAGAGCCGUGCAAAGGGGAAGUGCUUCGGGUCCAAACCAAGCAUUUCCACAUCAAAUGUUUCACCUGCAAAGUGUGCGGCUGUGACCUGGCCCAAGGGGGCUUCUUCAUAAAGAACGGGGAGUAUCUCUGCACCCUGGACUACCAGAGGAUGUAUGGCACACGAUGCCAUGGCUGCGGGGAGUUCGUGGAAGGAGAGGUGGUGACCGCCCUGGGCAAGACCUACCAUCCCAACUGCUUUGCCUGCACGAUCUGCAAGCGCCCGUUUCCACCCGGAGACCGAGUCACGUUCAAUGGGAGAGACUGCCUUUGCCAGCUCUGCGCGCAGCCAAUGUCUUCCAGCCCUAAAGAAGCCUCCUGCUCUGGCAAUUGUGCUGGCUGCGGACGAGACAUCAAGAAUGGACAGGCCCUGCUGGCGCUGGAAAAGCAGUGGCACUUGGGUUGCUUUAAGUGCAAGUCCUGCGGGAAAGUCCUCACCGGCGAGUACAUCAGCAAGGAUGGUGCUCCAUAUUGUGAAAAGGACUACCAGGGGCUCUUCGGGGUAAAAUGUGAAGCCUGCCACCAGUUCAUCACAGGGAAAGUCCUGGAGGCGGGUGACAAGCAUUACCACCCAAGUUGUGCACGAUGCAGCAAGUGCACCCAGAUGUUCACAGAAGGAGAGGAAAUGUAUCUUCAAGGUUCUACCGUUUGGCAUCCCGACUGUAAGCAAUCGACCAAGACUGAGGAAAAGCUGCGGCCACCAAACGUCCGUCGAUCUCCGUCUGAUUUCUUUUAUCCCAAAAGUCUAAUUCGACGCACAGGACGGUCCCCGUGUCUGCAGCUGUUAUCACCUCCUUGUCUGGUGAACUUCGACAAAAACCCAAGGCAGCCUACCAGGACUUCCUCCGAAAGCAUUUACUCUCGACCAGGCUCCAGCAUCCCUGGAUCCCCGGGUCAUACUAUCUAUGCAAAAGUGGACAAUGAAAUCCUGGAUUACAAGGAUUUAGCAGCCAUUCCCAAGGUCAAGGCAAUUUAUGACAUUGAACGUCCAGAUCUUAUUACCUAUGAGCCUUUCUACUCUUCGGGCUAUGAUGACAAACAGGAGAGGCAGAGCCUGGGAGAGUCUCCAAGGACUCUCUCUCCUACUCCAUCAGCGGAAGGUUACCCGGAUGGGCGGGACCGGAUGAUCCACCGGUCCACAAGCCAGGGCUCCAUCAACUCCCCGGUGUACAGCCGCCACAGCUACACUCCAACCACAUCCCGCUCUCCUCAGCAUUUUCACAGACCCGAGCUGCUGUCUCCUGGUGUGCAGAGGUCCUUCCUGCGCACCAGCAGCCUCAGCUCCGCCCACAGCGACUCCCGCCCCAACUCCCCAUUCCGACACCACUUCCUUCCCCAUGUGAAAGGCAAUGAGCCGUCCAGCGGCCGGAACUCCCCUCUCCCUUACCGGCCAGACAGCCGCCCUCUCACUCCAACUUACGCUCAGGCCCCUAAACAUUUCCAUGUUCCAGAUCAAGGGAUCAACAUUUACCGAAAACCACCCAUCUACAAACAGCAUGCUGCCUUGGCAGCCCAGAGCAAAUCUUCGGAAGACAUCAUCAAGUUUUCCAAGUUCCCAGCAGCCCAGGCUCCAGACCCCAGCGAGAUUCCAAAGAUUGAGACGGACCACUGGCCCGGUCCCCCCUCACUUGCCGCCGUAGGAGCUGACGCCAGACGCAGAUCUAGUGGCCGAGAGGAAGAGGAUGAAGAACUUCUGAGACGCCGGCAGCUUCAAGAGGAGCAACUAAUGAAGCUCAACUCAGGCCUCGGCCAGUUGAUCCUGAAAGAAGAGAUGGAGAAGGAGAGGGAGAGCCGGGAGAGGGCCUCCCUGGCCGCCAGUCGCUGUGAUUCCCCCAUCAACUCAGCUUCACAUGUUCUAUCGUCCAAAACCUCAUCUCUCCCAGGCUAUGGAAGAAAUGGGCUUCACCGGCCUGUUUCUACAGACUUCGCUCAGUACAACAGCUACGGGGACGUCAGCGGGGGAGCGCGAGACUACCAGACCCUCCCAGAUGGCCACAUGCCUGGAAUGAGGAUGGACCGGGGGGUCUCCAUGCCCAACAUGUUGGAACCAAAGAUAUUUCCGUAUGAAAUGCUGAUGGUGACCAACAGGGGGCGCAACAAAAUCCUAAGAGAUGUGGACAGAACCAGGCUGGAGCGCCACUUAGCCCCAGAAGUGUUUCGGGAAAUCUUUGGAAUGUCCAUCCAGGAGUUUGACAAGUUACCUCUUUGGAGACGCAACGACAUGAAGAAAAAAGCAAAACUCUUCUGAGUCCCACACGUAGACAGCCAUUAGGAGGACUGACCACGGCAGGGACACAUAGGAUGUUGAAUUAAGGCCCAAACUUGAUUGGAGCAUUUGCAAACUACAGUCCCUCAGCAACAGCCAAAAGGGAAAAAUCUGAUUAAAACACCCAUGAGCCAAAUAUGGGGCCAGCCCAUGGCCAAUCUCGCCCAGCAGCAGUGGGGUAGAAAUGUCUGUGUUUCCAUGCUCGACAUUAGCGUUCACCUGUGACCUUUUCCCGUCACCUUGUGUCCACAACAGGAGCUACUUCUUUCAUUUUCUUUCAACUGUUAUCCAACAGUAGUGCGUCUGUAUGAAUAAGAGCCAGCAAGUGCCCUUAAGAUGCCGCAUGGGCAAGCAAUUGUAAUAAUUCCAAAGUAUGAAUAUAUUUAUCUUGUAGCGCCUUGGCUGAGAAGCAAGAGCCUGGGGGACAGGUCCAUGUGGCAGCAGCCUUUGCCUCUUUCCUCACUGGCCUCCUGCAGUUGCCCAGGCCUCAGCAGGAUGGACAGCAGGGUCGGGCUCCCCAGGAGCUCUGUUUCAAUAGCCACCAAAGGCAUUUUUAACAAGCUCCUUGUUCCCUACUGUUUGCUAGGACCCAACUUGGCAAGUUACUUAGCUGUUGCUAAAAAAAAAAUUGAGAAAGAGAGGAAAAAGGAAUGGAUGAAAAUUCUCCUUUACCCCUUUUCUGCUUCAGGAAGUGUGUUCCUCCCCACCAAGGACAAGAGCUGUCUCAGCCCCCAGCCCUCCACUCUCACAAAGAAAGGAAAGGGAAAGAUUGUCUCCUGAUUGGCCCAGUUGGAUACUGUUAGAUGAGUUUGGUCCAAAGGCCAUAGCCCUCUUGACCAAAAAAAAAAAAAAAAAAAAUCUGUGUCUUCCCAAUGCAAGUUUCCCAACCCAGCUUCCUCUUCUUUCUAUCCAGCAUCCUAUAUAUCACACCAAGCCCUCGAUGAUUUUGAGUUCUUUAAGGUCUUUUCAGUAGUAGGCUAAGGAAAGGCAUGUUUUUCUCUUUGAAAGCUCUGAAACUCAAGGGCGAUGGCCCCCAGCUAAUUUAAUUUGGUCUUUCCAGCUUUCUCGCCUAGCUCUGCUGACUUCCUGAUAUGUGUGUGUGUGUGUGUGUGUGUGUGUGUUUUCAUGUUUUCACUCACCCAUGACAGUUUGGGGAGUCUGCUUGUGCUUUUAAAUUUCAUUCCUGCUUGAAGGUUUGUCCCACUCAGCUGCAGUUUCUAGGGGACAUUUGCACAGGUGCAUGUGACUCAGUGGUCAAGAGUGAGGCUAACUGCAUCCUGGCCAGCAGGUCCAUCAUGGAAAGAUGCUGGUGGUUAGAAGCUGGCAUAUUCCCUGACACAUGUAGCUCAAGUCAGCAUCAGACUGAAGACCGAGGCUUUGGAUCAAGCUGGGAGGAGACAACAGCAGAGCAUCCCACCAGAGUCCUCAAACUCAGCAACACAAGAUUCACAUUGGAGCCAAGGAUUACACCCAAACUUGCAUUUAAGACACCCACCAUGGUUCCUGAAAGCCUCUGGCUGAGACUUGAAGGUGAUGUCAGAUACAUGUAGGAGGUUGUCGCAUUUAUUUGUGUGCUUUGGAGGGCUGCUUAAGAAUUUAAACUCGUAUUUAAAGCCAAAGGAGAAAGCAUAGGAGGUUGUCACAUUAAUUCUCAUGCUUUGGGGGCUCUGUUUAAGAACUUGUAAACUCUAUUUUAAAGCCAAAGGAGAGAACCUGUAUAUGCCACUAAUUGUAAAAGCUCAGAAGUUCUUCCUGCUGGCACCAAAUAUUAGAAUGAGUUAGUAGCUGAUACCAGUGCAAAAAGCAAGAAUAUUCUUUCUGACCUUGUGCUGGAGACCUAACUUGUGACACACUGUAGAGACUGGGUGUCUUAAUGAACAUGACAGUUGCUUUAUUGUAUUCUGUGCUCUUCCCAAAGGAAUCUAAACCUGCCUGACCUUUGCUAGACACUGAAUGUUUGAGGACUGUGUAUGUGUGUGAACGUGGGUUGGACCUACUGAUGUAUUUAGCAAAUGGUUCUGGUGAGGUUGAUGUGAGGAAACCAGCUCCUCCUUGGACUGAAGGCAGAUCACAGCCCCUUCAAUUUUAUCCCUUCAUCUGUUUGGUUUGUUGCCUUUUGCUUCAUUCAAUACAUCCACUGGCCCAUCUUCUCUCUAACCUCUCCUGCAUGGGCAGCCCUCAGCACCUGUGUGUCCUGAUCCUCGCUUCACUUUGGCCAAGUAUGAACGUGGGGACCACAGUGUAGACCCAGUGUUUCCCUGCCUUGACCAAUGACAAAGAUGGCCGAAUGGAUCCUAGGGCUCAGCUAGAGGAGAGAGAUUUUCAUGAUGGAGAUAAGAAGGACCCUCAGUGUUUUUCACUGGUGAAUGAAUUAAAACCCACAUACUUGCCGAUCAAAUGUCAGUGGAAUAAAAACCCCAAUGAUAGUUAAAGAACUGAGCCCUAAAUUUGCCCCCACCAAUGAAACUUUACUUUUCUUCUUACUUUUGAAUUCAGUUCAGCAUCCUCCUUGGGUGAGGGGAACGCUUCUUUGCAUAUCAAAUGUAUUAGCUAAUUUAAACUAUACCAUGCAAAACUGCCUUUCCAGAAGUGCCGAUGGCUUCCUGUCUGUAAGCAGAGCAGUGCUGCUCUCUGAAGUGGGGGCUCCCCAGCCCCACUCCCCGGCAGAAAGCUCCAGGCGGAGUGAUGGGUCACGGCACAACCUGGUUCUCCCAACUGCCAAAUCAAAUCAGUGGGCUACAACACCCUAUCUGUUUCGUUGAACUGAGCUCAGCAUGCUUGUCCCCAGAAUGUCCAGGUCACUGCACAGGAAAUCAGUGUUCUCUGCCUGAAUCCCGCCCUGCAUAAAAAAUUCCAGUUCUUAACACUGUCAAAUUAAUGAGAAUUGUUUACUCUAGGAAAAGGAAGUAUAUGCAUGGCAAGCUUCCCUAGUACAUACAGAAAGGGCUACAUUUUUGAGCAUUGGACUGACUGGUGAUUCUUGAAGCAUAGGCUGAUUGCAUGAAGAGGCCUCUAUAGUUACAUGAAGGUCAGCACUUCCUUUAGAGUUUCUUCCAGAAAAGCCAGGAUACCAUUUAGUCUUUGGGUGUGAUUUAUGUCAAGACACAAAGAGCAUUUGGAAACUUGUCCAUCUUGCUGGGCGUUUAUCUCUUGGUUUGGGUUCGUUACUAAAUGUUCUUAAUGUGACUUCUUUAAUCACAAAAGAGAAACUGCCUGUUCUCGGAAACCUUGAACAGAAAAGCUAGCUAGCGUCAAUGGGUAGUAAGGUGCAAAGAAGAAAAAUAGCUUCUCCCUGUCAUGUCCUCAGUCUCCCCUCUUCUCCCAGUUCUGUUGUGUCCAAGCUGAGUUUCCUCUUCCAGGGUGAGGCUGGAACUACGCCUUUUUCAACUUCCAUCCCCUCCAUCUGUGAUGUCAAUCAGCUCCACUGGGAAAAGUCUCACUGGAAAUGUUUCUUAAACUUUCACCCAAUUUCUUUACACUUUAAAGCAAACACCUUUUUCUAAAGAACUGCUUCUCAGAUGAUUAUAUAAAAUAUAUAUGCUUUUACAAGCUUAAAAAUUCAAAUUCACUUUUGACUAGAUAGGUCUUUCUGAAAACUCUUUAAGGCAAACUUGGUGUUAGCAUUCUCCUGUGUAUUGAGGGGCAGGGGACCCUCCUGUCUGUAGGCUCCCAGAGCCCUCUCUCUGACUGCCGGGAAAGACGGUGGAAGGAAGAUGAACUUUGUGCCAUCAACCCUUCUGUGUCCUCUGCAGGAAGCUCAGUUUUUACAAAUCAUCUUGUCUGUUUUUCCAGUCACUGUUUAAUCUAUACUUCCUAGGCCAGACUUGAUUUUAUCUGACUUAUUAAGAUUAUUUCCCUUUGAUAAAACAAGUGUUUGUCAGGAUGCCCUAAAACUUACUCAUUAGUACUCCCUUUUGAAGUACGUUCUAUUAAAAAAAACAGAUUAUUUCAGGCUUGAGAUUUGUAAUGACACCUUAUACUGCAUUAAGGGAACUACCCAAUUAUGCUGUUUUUUUUUUCUUUUUUGAAGGGUAAUUGCUUUACAGAAUUUUGUGGUUUUCUGUCAUACAUCAAGAACCAGCCAUACAUACAACCAUGUCUCCUCCCUCCCAGAUGCCCUCCCAAUUAUGUUUUAAUGAAAGAAAGAGAAACUUUGGUAUUAAAAAAAAAAUCACUUUCUGUUUGCUGCCAAGAAGCAGUGGGGAGAUGGUGACUGACACACUUUGCAUGUGAAUCUUUGUGUUUUUCAUUUGGGACAAGUUUCAUUUAUGACAGACUCAAAAGGGGGAAGUGGUCAGUUUAAGCUGGAAAGCUUUCUAAACAAUCUGCUUGUACACAGCAAAAUUAAAGCCAAUCUUUUCUGAUGCUUAGUGUAAUGGAGUGGCAAUUGCUCUCAUUAAAUAAAAUUCUUCCCCAAAGAGUCUCUCCCAACCCCUUAGUCGCUUUCUGAGCCCAUUUGGCAAAGGUAGAGGAGAAGCCUGCAUCCACUAACAUUCACAAAGGCAGGGAGCUACUUAGUGAUUGUAUACGUGUAUGUUUCUUUACUCUUACGGAAGAGAAGUGUCCAAGGGAUUGGUGUUCUUUUGGGGUGUUCUGUACAGACCUGUCCAGUAAUAAACGUGUGGUUUCUGUGAGUUGCCGACAA
Budorcas taxicolor (takin) is the source of this 7143-nucleotide messenger RNA. RefSeq names its product actin binding LIM protein 1 (gene ABLIM1). Gene Ontology annotation, biological process: cytoskeleton organization; lamellipodium assembly; cilium assembly. The record is from RefSeq and is a predicted model, not a curated record. Gene Ontology annotation, cellular component: actin cytoskeleton; stress fiber. Bases 117 to 2480 code for a protein of 787 amino acids. The transcript has 26 exons. Gene Ontology annotation, molecular function: actin filament binding. NCBI's taxonomy places the organism in Eukaryota, Metazoa, Chordata, Mammalia, Artiodactyla, Bovidae.